AGAGCGCUGGAGCCUGUUUUGCCUCGAAGGCAAGACUUGCAGCCAAUCAGCGCGCUGGAGCCUCCCUCCGCGACUCCACUAUUGAGUCUAUAACCGGCUGGCCGGGCGGAGCUGGCAGCAUUUGACUGUGGCUUGGGACGCGACGAGAGGCGCGCAGCGACCGCCUGGAGGCCGGCGAUGGUCUGAGAGCCCCUGUCUCCCCUCCCUCGAGCGCGGCCGGGCCCUCCCCUCGCCCUCCGGACACACACCCCCGCCCCGUCGCCGCCGCCUCCCCCGCGCCCCGGCCGCUCCGCCGUCCGGGCAGAGGCGAGCCCCGCGGAGGCUCAGCGCCCGCCAGCAUGAGUGGCUCCUUCGACCGCAAGCUCAGCAGCAUCCUCACCGACAUCUCCAGCUCGCUGAGCUGCCAUGCGGGCUCCAAGGACUCGCCCACCCUGCCCGAGUCGUCCGUCACUGACCUGGGCUACUACAGCGCUCCCCAGCACGACUACUACUCGGGCCAGCCCUACGGCCAGACGGUGAACCCCUACACCUACCACCACCAGUUUAAUCUCAACGGGCUUGCAGGCACGGGCGCUUACUCGCCCAAGUCGGAAUAUACCUACGGAGCCUCCUACCGGCAAUACGGAGCCUACCGAGAGCAGCCGCUGCCUGCCCAGGACCCAGUGUCCGUGAAGGAGGAGCCGGAAGCCGAGGUGCGCAUGGUGAACGGGAAGCCCAAGAAGGUCCGAAAGCCCCGCACGAUCUACUCCAGUUACCAGCUGGCCGCCCUGCAGCGCCGCUUCCAGAAGGCCCAGUACCUGGCGCUGCCAGAGCGCGCCGAGCUGGCGGCGCAGCUGGGCCUCACGCAGACUCAGGUGAAAAUCUGGUUCCAGAACCGCCGCUCCAAAUUCAAGAAGCUCUACAAGAACGGGGAGGUGCCGCUGGAGCACAGCCCGAACAACAGCGACUCCAUGGCCUGCAACUCACCGCCGUCACCCGCCCUCUGGGACACCUCCUCCCACUCCACUCCGGCCCCUGCCCGCAGCCAGCUGCCCCCGCCGCUCCCCUACAGUGCUUCUCCCAGCUACCUGGACGACCCCACCAACUCCUGGUACCACGCACAGAACCUGAGCGGACCCCACUUACAGCAGCAGCCGCCUCAGCCGGCCACCCUUCACCAUGCCUCCCCCGGGCCCCCGCCCAACCCUGGGGCUGUGUACUGAGCACCCACCUGGCCUGAACUUCCCACAAAGGACCACCGGACCAGGCAGAAGGCGUCUCCGUCCUAGCCAACACUCAGGAAUCAUCAAGGAGCAUGUGGAAGGGCACUCCCUUUCCCCUUCCCUUGUCCCCUCCUCCGGGGACCCCCGAGAGCUGCCAGAUGAAAUUUGCAUGGACCAAGGAUGUCCCCUGAACCUUCCUCUCCCUGCCUAGACUCUGGGGUACCCCUCCAGAUGCUGGGCACUUCACUCCGGCUGGGACAGCUGUCCCUUUCUGCUCUGGGAGCCUGGAUUGGCUUUGAAUGGCUCAUCACCUUCCAGCUUCUAAAAGUUAGUACUCGUCCCCCAGACUGGAGACUGCGGGGCUGGGAGACUGGGCAGCACUUGCAGGCCACACCUGGACUGGGCACCAGGCACCGUGGAUGGGGACUCACUUCCCCUUCCUGAGUAUUCCCUCUGCCAGAGAGACAUUGGACAUCAGCGACGGGACUCAGGGUGGGGACCUAAAGCAGCCCCUGCCCGAACUUCUAGCCCUCGUUAAGCUUUGAGGGUUAAACCAAAGAAAACUCCCACAAGUGAGGGCAUCUUUUAAUGUUUGUGGCUUCAGAGGGAAGCACUCUCACCUCUCGUCUAGUCUCUCUCCUGCUCUGCUGGGAGAGGGCACGGGGGUCUCAGAUGUCUUUCUUAAGGACCCCUUCUCCAUGGACAGGACUUUGCACAACUUUGGUUUUAAAAGCUGUUGAAAACUAGGAAAACAAAGGGCAUUGUUAACAGAUAGGACCAAUCUCCCUGCCAGGGCACCUCUGCUCUGCCCCACCCCCACCCAACCUCUUCCUCUCCUCCAGUAAGUUGGCAGUUUUGGGUGCCAAACCCCAAAUCUCCAAGGAGACAUACCAGGCAAGACAAACCCCAAAAUAUCCCCUUUCCCGGCGGCCUUAGAAAAAGCUGGCUUCAGCUGCGAAGAGGAGUUGGGGAUGGAGGAAACGGGUGAGGUGCAGGGGAGGAGGGGAGGUCAUAGCUCUGUGCCUUUAGGGGUGGGGGUGUCUGCUGGAGGGCCACUGGUACGCUCUUUGCUGGCCUAGACAUCCCCUGGAACUCACUUCCCCCACCCCUUGCUGUGUUCAAACAUGGAAGAAAAGGAGAGAUAGAAGA
This is a messenger RNA of Condylura cristata (star-nosed mole), 2351 nucleotides long. RefSeq names its product distal-less homeobox 3 (gene DLX3). The record is from RefSeq and is a predicted model, not a curated record. Gene Ontology annotation, biological process: embryo development; epithelial cell differentiation; regulation of transcription by RNA polymerase II. NCBI's taxonomy places the organism in Eukaryota, Metazoa, Chordata, Mammalia, Eulipotyphla, Talpidae. The transcript has 3 exons. Bases 339 to 1202 code for a protein of 287 amino acids. Gene Ontology annotation, molecular function: RNA polymerase II cis-regulatory region sequence-specific DNA binding; DNA-binding transcription factor activity, RNA polymerase II-specific.